Molecule: messenger RNA, 4464 nt
Organism: Fukomys damarensis (Damara mole-rat)
Lineage: Eukaryota; Metazoa; Chordata; Mammalia; Rodentia; Bathyergidae
Product: FRAS1-related extracellular matrix protein 1-like
Exons: 13
Coding region: 1-2154 (717 amino acids)
Biological process (GO): cell communication
Cellular component (GO): membrane
Source: RefSeq, a predicted model, not a curated record
AUGGUGAUACAAGAGCCCAUGCUGAUGGCUGUCUUGCCUCUCUCUGCCAGAUUCCUCGUCAGCAAUGGGCUGUGGACCAGGCAUGGGGAACUUGAGAUCACACUGAGGGCCACAGACAGAGCCCUGCCGGUCGUGGCCAGGAACAGGGGGCUGAGGCUGGCCUCUGGUGCCCUGGGCCUGCUGUCCCCAGAGCUCCUGCAGCUGACCGACACCGACACACCUGCGGGGAGCCUUGCCUUCCUCCUGGCCCAGCUCCCGCGGCACGGCCAACUCCUCCUACGGGGUGCAGCGCUGCUGCAAGGCAACUUCACGCAGCAAGAUGUGGACAGCAGACUCGUGGCCUACCGGCAUUCCGGAGAUGGCCCCCAGUCCGACUGUUUCACCUUUGUGGCCACAGACGGGACCAGCCACGGCUUUAUUGUGGAUGGCAGAGUCCUGCAAGACCCUGUCCCCUUCAUCAUUCAGGUGGACCGGGUGGACAAAACGGCACCCCGAAUCACUCGCUUGCAUUCCCCCUCCCAAGUGGGGCUCCUCAAAAAUGGCUGUUACGGGAUUUACAUCACUUCCCGUGUGCUGAGGGCUGCGGACCACGACACCGAGGACGACGAGAUCGUCUUUAGGAUUCUACGGGGCCCCCUCCGCGGACAUCUGGAGAACACGACCACAGGUGAAAUUAUCUGUGAGAAAUUUAGCCAAAAGGAUUUAAACAGUAAGACCAUUCUUUACAUCAUAAACCCAUCUUUGGAAGUAAAUUCAGAUAUCGUGGAAUUUCAAGUCAUGGACCCCACAGGGAACUCUGCUACUCCUCAAAUUUUGGAAUUGAAGUGGUCUCACAUUGGAUGGUCACAGACAGAGUAUGAGGUCUGUGAGAAUGAGGGCGUGUUGCUGUUGGAAGUGACCAGGAGGGGGUAUACCACAGAAUCUGCCUUCGUCGGUGUAACGGUCAACCAAGUGUCAGCUACGGUUGGAAAAGAUUUCACUAUGACUCCAUCCAGACUGAUUCAGUUUGACCCAGGAAUGUCAACUAAGAUGUGGAAUAUAGCAAUUACCUAUGACGGAUUAGAGGAAGAUGAUGAGGUCUUUGAAGUGAUUCUGAACUCCCCUGUGAAUGCAGUUCUUGGCACAAAGACAAAAGCUGCAGUGAAAAUUUUGGACUCAAAAGGAGGACGGUGCCAUCCUUCAUCUCCUGUCAGCCCGAGCAAGCACAGCGCACGGGAGAUGGGCGUUUGGCACCUGCUGUCCCCAGGGCCCCGCUCACCCGCCACUCCUGGUUCCCUGCAUCUGGAAGGAAGACCCCCUCCGUCUUCCAAGCAGCCUGCGGUCACCAGGGGAGACUCCCUGGGGGGCUUUGAUUCUGCAGGGCUCCCUCGGAGAAAGCUUAGGACCCGUGGGAAUGGCAAAGUGGUCCGUCCAUCCUCUGUGUAUAGAAAUGGGACAGACGUCGUCUAUACUUAUCAUGGGAUGGUGUCCUUGCAACUGGAGGAUGACCGUUUCCCAAGUCGCAAAAGGAAGGACGAAGUAGCCGUCAUUCCUCAGCCACAGAAGAAAGACAGAGCGGCAGAGCCACCCCAAGCAGAUAAGGUAGAAUCCACAACUGGCUCGCACCUCCCCAGACAGGGCCAGCUGCCCUCUUUUCCAAAAAACUGCACUGUGGAAUUAAAGGGACUCUUCCAUUUCGAAGAAAGCAUCCAAAAGCUGUACCAGUGCGAUGGGAUCACCUGGGAAGCCUGGAACCCCCAAACCAAGGAGGUGGAAAACAAGGCCUGCCCGGCUGGAUGGCACCUUCACUCAGGCUACUGUCACACCGCGGGCGCAGAGCAGAAAAGCACCUGGGACGCGGCUGCUCGGGUUUGCAGGGAACAAUUUCUGGGCAACCUUGUAACGGUGUUCUCCAGGCAGCACAUGCAGUGGCUGUGGGACUUCAGUAGGAGGAAGCCCUUUUGGAUAGGUUUGAACGACCAAGGGCACGCUGGCCACUGGGAGUGGAUUGGCGGAGAAUCUCUCACCUUCACCAUCUGGAAGAGGGGGCCCCCGCCUCGCUCACAGUUUGGAAAGAGCUGUGUUUUGGUUCAGAGAAGGGGGAAGUGGCAAACAAGGCACUGCAGGAAAGGCAAGCCUCACCACUUCGUGUGCUCUAGGAAACUCGAAAUGUGACUGGAUAUGCAGUGCCUGCCCGAGCUCUCUCACCUGUUUCUUAACAAGAUUUAUGAAUUUGCUCCAUAGGAAGCAAAUUGUCACGACUGGAUGGGUACACUUUUGUGAGUCUAUCUUGUAAAAAUAGAACCUAGAGUAAUAAUUCCAGGGAGGCUGAUAAAAGAGUAUUUCUUACAAAUUGAGAUACAAUUUUUAUCUCGGUAUCUUUCUCGAUAAGUGCCUGCAGUAUUGUAAAGUGGACUUAUUCCAGAAGACCUGCAUACCCACCACACUGCACAUCUCGGGCAGCACCAAUUUCAUGUUCCUUCGAUAUGAGUUAUUUCCGUUACCUCGAAUGUGCCCACUCUCAAGUCUGUUGUAGGUGCUACUGCCAUUGUGGCGUAAGUGAAGCAUACCCCACCGGUUCAUUAAACCAAGGUUGAGUUGCAAAUGGUUUGUUUGUCCUGUGGUACCUUCGAAAUGUGAAAACUAAAACUGGAGGCUGUGGAAGGAAAGGAGAAUUGUUUUUCUGAUGGAAGGAUCUUGGAGCUGGAGGCUCAAAGCUGUAAAGGUGAGAGAAUUCAGGGCCCCCCACCAUCACUCGUGAAACAUGCCUCCUUCUCGGAGCGAAUGUCGACGUGCCACCAUCUAAAGCUAAAGACUGGGUUCUCCAGACUUUCAGAGCCCUGAAAAAUGGGAAGCAACAAAAUGUCUUCAUCUUCAUAGCAGUUACCGUGCUGACCUGCACUUCUCAAGGACAUUGGAAUGAGAGUGUACAUGGGAGUGGUGAUCAGCGUAUGGAGGAAGAAGAAUGCCUCCUUGGAAGCUUCCCCGUGAGCUAUGCUGACCGGUAAAGAAAAGUAACACAGGGAACAGCUCUUGAAAACUUGCCUACUCAGAAUUUUGUUGCAAUUUUGAGCCCUUAAAUCUCUAUUUUCAGAAAUUCCGUUUACUGGAUUCUCUCAUGGCAAGGUACCUUAUUAAUUUAUAAACUUGGCUGCAUGAAAUAUUUUUGUAGCAAUAAAUCACAUAGUAUCCCUCCCAGAAUGCCUUACUAAAAUUAAGGUUUAAUCAUAGGAAAUCAGAACUUUAUUUUUGAAAUGUUUUUCCUCUUUAUAAUCACUGAAAAGUAAGAAUGCACCCAAUGUAACUUGCUAUAAGCGUGCCAGUGUAGCUUCGGAAUUGAAAUUGGGUUCUCUAGUAGAUUAGAGUUGUGGUGCAAGCCUUUGAGUGUUGUAGGCACUAAAAGUGAUUUAAGAAAGUCAUUCUACUUUCUGAAUAUAAAACAUGACAGGCUUGUUUUAUUUUUGUUCAUUUGUUUUAUUUCUGCUCAUCCUUCAAAGUUUUGACUAACAGAGAGGUGCAUAAGACUCAACCUUCUGCCUCUUACUUAAAUCUAAAUACACGGUAAUUGUAGAAUCUGUGGCUCCUUGCCUUAGAUAUCCAAGGCCUUUAGACUAGCACAAUGCACAGGUCUCCCAUGAUCCUCUAGUGUACAACCAGAUAUACCGCAACUAUCCUCUACGCCAGCUCCCGGACAGCUCCCUGUGACCCGCUGGCUUCUGCAGCGUGGAAAGUGGGAUUUAGCCUUAAGAAAAGAAGGGUCACAUCCUAGGAGGAAAGUGAAAGAUCAAGAAAUUCAAGGGCCACUGCUUGCUACUGAUAUUCUAAACCUCUGAAAAUUAUUUUGAAUUGGAAAGCUAUGUCAGAUUGGUUGUGUAGAACUUGGUUGGCAUGGGAAAUCUGUUACACUUUUCCGCAAUAAAAGUAACACAACUAUCAUUGCAAAUGAUGGUAUACAAAGAGAAAGCUGCAGUUUUUACAACAGUUAGAAAUACUGGCAGAAUAUUUUAAAAUAUUCCUGAUCGUGACGAUAGUGAUCAAGUUAGGAAAUCCAAGUAAUGGAUUUAGGCAAGUGUGAGUCCUGCGCAGGAUUCACCAUGACUUUCCUACUCGAUCGUGGUUAAGGUUGGACUCAGGGAAGAAGUGGGAAACGGCUGUCAAAUGUUCCUUCUGUCCUACUUGGCCAGUCCUACACGUUCAGCUCUGGUGGGCGUGGGAGGGAAGGAGGAGAUGAGCAGAGUGGGAGGACUGGGAAGUUACAGAAGAGUAGGGGGAGCGUGGGGAGAAAGGGUGAGCAGGAAAGGACUGAGGGUGGAGCAGUACUAAAUGUCUCCAGUCCUCCCCAAGCUUGAAACUGACUCAUGAAAUGCUCCCUCUGGACCUAAGGGCAUGUGACUUUUCAGAAUCUUCUGAAUUUUGGUCUUAAAAAACAGAAUAUAUUUGCAAAAAAAAUUUUUUUUGGUACCAGCAUCGAACUUGGGACCUUGU